AUGUCCGCAUUGAACAAUUUAUUUGGAAAUUCCAAAUCAGACGCGGCAGGUACAUCAUCGAUUGCAGCGUUAUUCUCCAAACCUAAUCAUGUCGAUGAGCGUAAAGUAAAGUCGAAAGCUAGGACUGUGCUAACUGAGCCUGAACAGGAUAAGGAUGAACAAGAAGAAGAGAAUGUCCAGGAAAGUGCUUCUACUGUCUCCGAAGGAGUAGAGAAAGAACAGGAAGAACAGGAAGAACAGCCGAAGAAGAAAAAGAAGAAGACCAAGAAGAAUGAUGAAGAGAAUGAUAAUUUGGAAGUUCAAUAUUAUUCUAAGGUAUUAGGUGAUUCUAAAUCUAAAGAUGAACCUAAGGAUGAACCUAAGGACGACUCUUCCGAUAGUGAUAAUGAAGAUGAAGCAACUGCAGUCGAUAAGUCUUCGAUUACCGGCACGGAAUCUGAAUCUGCUAAAGUUAUCAAUUUGAAAGAAAAGGAACUAGCCAAGGCUGAGAGAACAAUUUUUAUUGGGAAUGUACCAAAUGAGGUUAUCACAUCAAAGAAAGUUUACAAAGAAUUUAAGAAACUUCUCUCCAAGGAUCCCCGUAGCGAGAAUGAUGACCACGAUGACGGAGAAGAAGACGAAGAAGAAGAAGAAAGUAAGACAAAAGAUGUUAAGUUUAAUGUGGAAAGUAUCAGAUUCAGAUCCAUUGCAUUCGAAGAAGCAUUGCCAAGAAAAGUUGCAUUUGUUCAUCAAAAGCUUCACAAAUCUAGAGAUUCGAUCAACGCAUAUGCCGUAUAUGGGAGCUCCAAUCCGGUCAAGAUUAUGUGCCAAUAUCUGAACGGUAAAGUGUUCAACGACCAUCAUUUGAGAGUGGAUUCGGUUACACACCCCUCCCCACAUGAUAAGAGAAGAUCAGUCUUCGUGGGUAAUUUGGAUUUUGAAGAAGUGGAAGAAAGUCUCUGGAAGCACUUUGAACCUUGUGGUGACAUUGAAUAUGUUCGUAUUAUUCGUGAUUCAAAGACGAACAUGGGUAAAGGUUUCGCAUACGUUCAAUUUAAGGACUUCCAAUCAGUGAGUAAAGCGUUACUACUACAUGAAAAGAAGAUCCAUGAAGGUAAGAAGGCCAGAAAGCUAAGAAUUUCUAGAUGCAAGAAUAUGAGAAAGGCCCAAGGAAACCAAUCUUCCCUACAAAAUAAUAAAUUAAACGACCAACAAAGGACAAAACUGGGAAGAGCUAAGAAGGUGUUAGGUAAGGCUGAUAGGGCUAAGCUAGGUGAAGAGUUGACAAUUGAGGGUUUAAGAGCUUCAAAGGGAGAAACCACCCCUGUACUAAAAAGAACAAAGAACAGAUCAAAGACAGGAAGAGUUACUAAGCGUUCGAUAGCUUUUAAGAAACAAAAUGCUCAAUAA
This is a messenger RNA of Kluyveromyces lactis, 1389 nucleotides long. RefSeq names its product rRNA-processing protein NOP12 (gene NOP12). The transcript has a single exon. Gene Ontology annotation, molecular function: RNA binding. NCBI's taxonomy places the organism in Eukaryota, Fungi, Ascomycota, Saccharomycetes, Saccharomycetales, Saccharomycetaceae. The record is from RefSeq and is a predicted model, not a curated record. The coding region runs from base 1 to 1389 and encodes 462 amino acids.